Messenger RNA from Anopheles funestus (African malaria mosquito), 6277 nucleotides. It is a transcript of the gene p130CAS, whose product is annotated as breast cancer anti-estrogen resistance protein 1. Gene Ontology annotation, cellular component: cytoplasm; plasma membrane. Gene Ontology annotation, molecular function: protein binding. The record is from RefSeq and is a predicted model, not a curated record. Bases 2455 to 4905 code for a protein of 816 amino acids. NCBI's taxonomy places the organism in Eukaryota, Metazoa, Arthropoda, Insecta, Diptera, Culicidae. The transcript has 6 exons. Gene Ontology annotation, biological process: cell surface receptor protein tyrosine kinase signaling pathway; cell migration.
ACAUAUGCGAAGACAAAUUGUUUUCAUGUCAUUUUGCAUGUCGCAGUACAAGGAAGGAUGCCAAUUCGUUGUCAUAUUUUGUUUUACGCUUUGUUUUGUCGAGAAAGAAAACCAAAACAAAGCACAGGUAAAACAACCUUCCGGAAGGUUCGAUAUACUACGCUGUCUUAGGUUGUGAUCCUUCACCGUUUCGGAGCCUCCCUCCAAAGGAACGAGUCAUAAAAAUUAGCAUAAUUUUCAGCAUGCAAAAACCUCAACCGAGUCGAGUGGCCGGACAUAUCAACUCCGCAGAGAGGGAGAACGGGGGAGUUGAGGGAAAAGGAACGCAAAAAUGCACACCAAAAGAAAACAAACACAACCACCACCAUCUUCGUGUUCUGCCUGGAGGCAAUUUUGGCCAGGAGUUGAUAGCAGAAAAUCGUUUUAAUUUUGCGACGGUCGUUAUGAAGCCGUUGCAUUUCGUAGUAUUAAUGCACCUAGUUUGUGGAUGUGUGUAAAAGGUAAAAAUUAAACUCCCCGUGCUAAUGGAACGCGAAUCUCUCUAGUGGCCACUGGUGAUAAGUGCGUUAUCAUGGAAAGCAAGGAAUUAUUGAUAUUGAUAAGGCAAGAAAUGAGUAAAGCUACCGCGAUAAAUGGGCAUACCGAGUUGGCAACCUUUGGUGAUGCAAUUUCGCUAAUUUAGUCGGUUCGCGUCAUUCCGGUGUCUUGGCAACGACCUUCACGGCACGAAGGGGGAAUUCGAGUUGGGGAUAUAAGAGUCUCCGCCAUACCAACGGCAACAAAGCUCCAAAAUGCUCUCCACCAACAAAACCGGCUUUUUACCGCAUAUAUCGUGAAGCAUGAUGAACAGGUUGGACAUUAUUGCAGCGCAUGCAUGAACUGCUCGAUUUAGCAUAAAACUGCUCGAACGCUCUCUGGAGCUGCGAUGAAUGAAUCGUUUUGUGGGAGAGAGAAUUUGAAUGAAGCACACGCACUGCAGUCAUCCCUAUGGCGCUCGCUCUCAUUCAGCAUAUUGUUAGGUUGCCGGUUAGGUUGGCCAAACUCCAGCAUGAAUUCAUCCAUUCAUUCAUUGCGUAGCAUAGGAAGCAAGCGGACGCACGUACGUCGGGCUCCCGGUUUCGAUGUUCAAACCGCAAGUCGACGACGUUCACAAGGAAAGCCCCUUCAGCAUGGUUGAAAGAGUUUUAGUAGCCUCGGUGAGCCAGAUUGUAUCGUGAAGCUGUUUACAAUUCCUCAGUGUCGGCAAGUGUUGCGUGCGCGAAAAGAAUUUGUGUGUGUCUGAGGGGAAUUUGUUUCGGCAAAUGUGUUUAAUAUAGCUCAGCUUCCCGCGGCCUACGUGAGGGAUUUCGGGAGCUUUUGAUCAUCAGUGUGUUUAAGAAAACACAAGUGUCGCUUCCCACCGUUGAAGAAGGUGGUGUUGAAAUUUUAGGCUUUGCAAAAGAUUGUUCUUUUGGUGGAAGUUAAAUUAGUGUUGUUUCCGUUCUUGUGGCUUGGAGCAUUUUCUUUAUAGAAAAUAAUACUCCUUGGUGUGAAGUUGUCCAUACAGAACGUGUGUUUAUUAAACCAUCCCUCUAUGCUGAAGGAUUUAUUGAAGAAGAAUUAUAAGCAGUUUACUCAAAAAAAUUGUGAAUUUUUGAUAUAAAAAAAAUAAAUUCGAGUGUUUCAACGUGAAAUAAAUUAUAUGCACAAAAGUCGAUACUUAAAAAAAUCAUCACAAAAGUGUAGUGUAGUGGUGCAAAAGGUAAGGAGAUAAAGCUGCGUACUACUCUUUUAAAAUUUAUCUCCAUACGAUUUGUUUCGUUUUUUUUGCUUGUUAGUGAGUGAAAAUUAAAUUAUCUUCGCUUGAUCAAAACAGCUUUUGCCGCACGUUCAAAAGAUAAAGCGAAGGUGUUGCUCCUUCGCCUUCCACAAGGCACACAUACACACACCAGUGUUUUGAAUUGCUACGUUUGUAUGUGUACGAAAGUCCAAGUUUAUGCUAAUUUCGAAGGGUUACGUGUAUCGAGUGCAACUUUUACGGUACACAUUGAUGUGAACGGAGCACGGUUUAGCGUUGCAAAUGUGCAGAGUGUCGAUGAAGGCUUUGAGUGUGCGUAGUUUGAGUAACCCUGCCCGCCUCGUGCGCCCCCCGGGGGGAGUUGAAUAAUGCUACCGAUAAUUAGAUUUACCGUUUCAUUACCUACCGGCCGGUUGUGUUUGUGAGUUGUGCUGGAGAUUGUGGCCCCUUCGAUGUUUAAUAGCAAUAAAUGAGUAACGCCUAAAACAAAAGGAGUAAUUUGGCAGAUCAAGGUGAAGAAGUGGUGAGGUGUGAUUUUUGCACAUAAAAAAAUAAUUAAGUACGCUAAAACAGACGGCAUAAAUUGUAUCACAAGAGUGAGCCAGUAUCUUCGGCACAGAGAAUCUGCUGUCAGAUUUAAUAUUCUUCGGAGAAGAACAGCACCGUCAGCAGCAAAUAUGUAUCUGCAACAAUCGGCACCGGUGUCACCGCACACACCUUCCACACGCAGCAGUAGCCGCAGUAGCAGCAUGCAUCUGGCCGAGUACGAUUACGACGAGCCCAAGCCGGCAAAGAAACUGCUGGCCAAGGCCACCUUCGACAACAUUGCCGAAAGUACGGACGAGCUAGCUUUUCGUAAAGGCGAAACGCUGACCGUCAUCGAAACGGAUACGAAUGGGCUGAAAGGAUGGUGGCUGUGCCAGCUACGUGGCCGACAGGGUAUCUGUCCGGGCAACAGAUUAAAAAUUAUUCAAUCACAUGACUCGGGUUGCUUCACACUGUCACCGGCCUCAUCGCCGUGUCCAACGAUCGAUUCUACCACCAAUCUGAACAGUCCGAUACCGAGCGAAAUCUACGAAAAUACGUCACUGUGUAGCAGCACCAGUGCUGGGAGUCAGCGGCAGGGAAAACGGCGAUCCUGGCACGUCAUGCCCAACAAGGUACUAACGCCGCAGAAAUGUGGAGACGUUUAUCUGUAUGAUCUGUUGCCACCGUCAUCGGCGCGUGUUUCCUCCAACGCUUACCACCAGCAACAGCAGCAACAUUCGGCAGACGUGCUCGAUACGUACGACGUUCCUAAGCCAGCCGUACCCGUUGGACACGGUGGACUGCCCACCACACCGGGGGCAGGAUACGAUCCGCAUCAUCCCCACAGCCGCACGUCCUGGAGUCGGACACCAUCGCUGCAGUACGGUGCCGGGCAUCCACUUGCCCAUCUUCACUAUCCACACCCGAACUCACCGUCCGCUCUAUCGUCUCCCUCAUCAUCGUCACUAAGUUUCCCGCAUCCUCAUCCGGCCGGCUAUCAUCAUCAUCUUCAUCAGCAGUAUCCACAUCUUGCUUCCGGCUACCGGAUGGAGGAAUCGUACGACGUACCGCGACCCCUGCUUUCCCAGCAGCAACACCUGACGCCAAGCAGUUCCAACUCGUCAUUGCUGACGUCGGACAGCUUUAGUUUGUCCUCCUCCAAUCGCUCCUCGCUGGCGAACAUGCCCGACUACGAUGUACCACGGCGCAAUCCUGUCUCGGUACGCUCGACACCACCGCCACCCGUAUCCGGAGGUGCUGGUCCACCGCCCGGAACGCCCAGCUUCACCUCCAGCCACCAUUCGAUGUCGAUGUCAUCAUUUAGCAGCAUGUCCACGUACGAUGUACCACCGUCACACAUGCACGGUGGAGCAAAUGGGGCCGGAUACGUGUCAGCGAAACAGGCCCAACAGCAAGCACCACCCAAGGAACUGCCGUUGGAGUUGUCCUCCGCGCUGGAAACACUUGCGAGACUGCAAAACGAGGCCACGACGGCCGUCACUAGGUUACUUUCAUUUGUGUCUCCUAACUGGAGGGUAAAGGAGAAGCUCGAUCCAAUACUGAUGGACCUCAAGCUAGCAGCCGUGCGUCUUCGGACGGCGCUGCACGAUCUGGCCGAAUUUGGCGAUGGUGCCCUCGGCAAUGCAACCAAAGCAGAAGACAAAGGCUUAGCACAAAAAUUGAAACCCCUCGUUAAGGCACUGCGCGAUGCAGAUAAGCUCGUGCAUGAAGCAUCGCAAAAUCUGGACGCCCAGGGCUGGACCCUGGUUACGCUCCAGCGUCCAGAAGCAACACAGAAACUGCAGCAACAGCUACCACCGGACAGUCUCGAUCAGCUGAUUGCCUGUGCACAAACGCUUACGGAAGACGUGCGCCAAACGGCAUCUUUCAUCCAGGGCAAUGCGACACUGCUCUUCAAACGCUCACCAACGACCCCACAACAGACGUCCGCUCCGACCACACCGCAGACCCCAACGGGUACGGGCAAACCAUCAGCAUCCGGUGGGACGACCGGUGGCGAAUGGCCCGAAGACUACGAUUACGUUAGUCUCGAGUCGAAGGAAGCGUCCGCCCGGACAAACGCCGAAAUACGGGAUGCGUUGCCGAACGAUUUGAAGAAAAACUUUGAAAAUGUCGUCCGCAAUGCGGCCGAUGCAGCGGCAGCCAGCGUAUCAGAGCGCCCGGAAGUAGCACUCGAUCCGAACGACAAAUCGGUGCUGGUGUACUAUGCGUCACAAACCGUCACGCACAUGGGUUAUCUGACGCAGGCGAUAGAUGCAUUCCUGCAGACGGUCGAACAUAAUCAACCGCCCAAGUUUUUCCUCGCGUACGGCAAAUUCGUGGUGCUGAGCGCACACAAUCUCGUCAACAUUGGUGACAUCGUGCACCGGAAUGUAUCGCGGGAGUGUAUCAAGACGCGUGUCCUCUCCUGUGCCGAUGCACUGUCCGAGGCACUCAAAACGUGCGUGGCGAAGACGAAGAAAGCGGCUCAAAAUUUCCCCAGCGUUACCGCGGUACAGGAGAUGGUGGAUUCGGUCGUGGACAUUUCCCACUUGGCGAGUGAUUUGAAGAUUGCGAUGCUGGAAGCGGUUCAGCAGUAAAGCAAAACGCGUUCCUUAGAAACCGAAAGAAAAAGACGAGAAUAAGACACAGCAAGUAGCGAUCUCAUGUUCUUAUUUCUUAUAACCGUUUUCAUGAAGCGGAGUAGUAGGAUGGGCUAAACGUCCACAAUGCGAGGCCUGUUCUCACAAUUGAUAAAAUGCCAAAAAAAACCCCCCAUCAGUUUAUCCCAGAUUUUGUAGAAUAGGGAAACGAAAGAUUUCUUCCCACACAAGCACACAAGAACACAGCAAACAAAAAAAAACCCGUUAAAAUUGUGUUUUUUCGACAAUGCCAUCCUUCGUCCACAGCAACAUAAUGCAGUGGAGGUUGUAAUUUACUUAUGUUGUAAAUAUUGUACAAUUUAAUUUUAAAGUUUUACUCAUUUAAGUAGCAACAAAAGCAGCUGAGCUUCGACUUAGUUUUGCUAGGGUGGGCUCAGCAAAUCUUAUCUUACUUUAAAACAAAAUGUUUUUGAUUGAUUUACGUUUCUUUUUCCCUCACCAAACGAGAUAAAUCUAAAUUCCCAAUGUGAAAUGCCCCCCAGGAAGGGGUACUAUUGAUGAAAGGCGAAUGUGGGUCGUGUAAUAAAAAACAAACGGCGUAUAAAAGCUAAAUUUACAUUACUAACAAAACUAUACAAGAACAACAAAACAAAUCCCAAAGCACAACGCAUAAAUUCACCCUUUCGAACCCUCUGCCCUAAAUAAUCAUUCAUGUAUCACACUAUCGGCCAAGACAGCGAGCAGUCAUGUAGAGGUAUUAAUGUCCCCCCGAAAAACCCGUAAGCUUACCAGUUAGUGUUUUUAAUCGCAACAAAAAGGACCGAGUACGUAAAGUAAAUGAAUGUCUUUUUUUCAUUUUCCCCACUGCCGAGCAUCCUCUUUCUACGUAAUAAAAAAAUAAAUAAAAUGAAUGUUUGCUUACCAUGGAGAGCUAAUGAAGCGCCAGCCUAUAGACAAAAACGGACUAGCGGACUAGUAAUUUCGAAAACGGUUCCGAUCGUAACGGAACAGCAAAAACCUAAGGCCCUACACACCCAACCAUAUUUGCUCCCGGCGACAUCGUUUCAAAUCCACAACUAAAAUAACGUAUUAAAUGGAAACAACCCCACAAUUUAAGGCGCCCACAUUGCUCACUUUCGGGUUCAUAUUUGAAAGGGAAGGAAAUUAAAUUUGUAACAAACGUACAUAGAAAAUCGUUUGAAAUCAGAAUCAACGAACCAGCUCAAACUAAUGUCCAGUAAAAGUGGGCACACGGAAAAGAAAUAGGCUUUGGACGAAUGUACGUGGGGAAAAACAAGUAUUCAGUAAAGUAAAUUAUUCACAAUAAAUCACAUCGAUAUCGGCUCUAAGGCGAUCCGAAUGACAUAAA